Messenger RNA from Vicia faba (fava bean), 1767 nucleotides. The record is from the annotation of a GenBank genome assembly. Lineage: Eukaryota; Viridiplantae; Streptophyta; Magnoliopsida; Fabales; Fabaceae.
AUGUCCGUUUUCGUUGUAACCGCCAUGGAUUUCGCCGUCCUCGGGUUUCUGGUUCCGUCUCUCUGGGAGAUCGAAGUCGCUUUCGUUGCCUCCGUAUUAGUUAUUCUAAUUCACUGGUUCUUCACGUUUAGAACCGGUGACCGUAACUCCGAUCGAUCCGAGAAUUCUGUUGCCGAUUCCUCCGACGAUAAGGUCAAGAUUGGCCUGAUCAGAGGAGACUCUCAAGCCAGUUCAGCAUACCUGAUUAAGUUAGAACUAUUGGCUGCUAAAAAUCUAAUUGCUGCAAACUUAAAUGGAACAUCGGAUCCUUAUGCCAUCAUCACAUGUGGCAAUGAAAAGCGGUUCAGUUCUAUGGUCCCUGGUUCAAGAAAUCCAAUGUGGGGCGAGGAGUUCAAUUUUAAUGUCGACGAACUUCCUGUCCAGAUCAAUGUCACAAUUUAUGAUUGGGAUAUAAUUUGGAAAAGUGCUGUUCUUGGUUCAGUGACUGUUCAAGUUGAAAGUGAAGGUCAAACUGGUGCUGUGUGGCAUACUCUGGAUAGCCCAUCAGGGCAGGUUUGCCUUCAUAUAAAAACACACAAGCUAUCAGCAAAUCCUACCAGGAUAAAUGGUUAUGGCGGAGCCAACACUCGAAGAAGGAUACCCUUGGAAAAACAGGGGCCAACAGUAGUCCAUCAAAAGCCAGGACCUCUUCAAACGAUAUUUGAACUUCAUCCAGAUGAGGUUGUUGAUCAUAGUUACUCUUGUGCACUUGAGAGGUCAUUCUUGUACCAUGGUCGUAUGUAUGUAUCAACAUGGCACAUUUGUUUUCAUUCCAAUGUGUUCUCGAAGCAAAUGAAGGUGGUUAUUCCAUUUGAAGAUAUAGAUGAGAUUCGAAGGAGUCAGCAUGCAUUUAUUAAUCCUGCUAUAACAAUUAUUCUUCGUAUGGGUGCUGGUGGACAUGGUGUCCCUCCUUUGGGAAGUCCUGAUGGCAGAGUCAGAUAUAAGUUUGCAUCAUUUUGGAACAGAAAUCAUGCAUUUAGAAAUCUACAACGCGCAGCAAAGAACUUUUGUGAGAAGUUGGAAACUGAGAAGAAGGAAAAUGCAGAGUCAGAAUUGCGAGCGCAUAGCAGUUCUGUCAGACAAAGUGCCGUAAUGGAUAAAGUUCCGGAAGCCAGCAUGCCGAAAGUUGAAAAACUUAAAACUUUCAUCAAAGAAGAAGCUUUAGUUGGUAUAUACAAUGAUGUUUUCCCCUGCACAGCUGAGCAGUUUUUCAAUUUAUUGUUAAAGGAUGAUUCAAAGUUUACUAGCAAGUAUCGCUCAGUACGAAAGGAUACUAAUCUUGUGAUGGGGCAGUGGCAUACAGCAGAAAAAUAUGAUGGUCAAGUCCGAGAGAUAACCUUCAGAUCCCUUUGUAACAGCCCUAUGUGCCCUCCUGACAUAGCCAUGACAGAGUGGCAACAUGUUGUUCUAUCACCAGACAAGAAACACCUGGUGUUUGAGACUGUGCAGCAGGCGCAUGAUGUUCCAUUUGGGUCCUAUUUUGAGGUGCACUGUAAAUGGAGUUUGGACACAGCCAAUGGAAGUUCAUGUGCUCUGGACAUAAGAGUGGGUGCACAUUUCAAGAAAUGGUGUGUGAUGCAAUCCAAAAUAAAGUCAGGGGCAGUCAAUGAGUACAAAAAAGAAGUCGAUGUGAUGUUAGAUGUUGCCCGUUCAUAUAUAAAGUCAUAUACUUCUGAUGACGAGAAUGAUAAGGUCUCUUCGUCCCCUGCGACGACUUCGGAAAGUUAA